Messenger RNA from Trypanosoma grayi, 6186 nucleotides. RefSeq lists its product as hypothetical. The record is from RefSeq and is a predicted model, not a curated record. Lineage: Eukaryota; Euglenozoa; Kinetoplastea; Trypanosomatida; Trypanosomatidae. The transcript has a single exon. The coding region runs from base 1 to 6186 and encodes 2061 amino acids.
AUGAACGGUUCCGUUGGCGGAAAGGCCGGCAAAGCUGUGAAGGGCGGGAAGAAGGCGGCGGCUGCUGCAGCCGCCGCAGGAGGUGUAACAUCGGUCAAGGUGCCGAACGGAAGUAUCUCCACGACGGAAACGACCAAAAUGACGGCAACGACUGGGUUACAGCGGCCACGUUCUGAGUGGUACAGCGUUGUAAACAACCCUCAGUGGGAUGCGCCGCUGGUGUUUAUUCAUCAGCUACCAGGCUUGGAUCGCUCAGAAGAGGAAGGCGGCAGCUCGACAGCUCCCACUCAGCGCCCUCCGACGUCUGACUUCUGCACAACACUCCACCGGGCCCUGCAGACCAUCGCUGAGGAGUUGGAUGACGCGACUGGUGGGGCGACGGCGCGUGAGGGUAGCGUUGUUAUUAGUGAGUCCCAUUCAUUGCCGUCGUGUGAGGCACAACGCCGCGAUUUCAAGGAGAUUGCGGUGGUGAUGGCGCUGCGGGAACCUCGCACGUUACUUGCGCUGCUGAACAACAGGAAGGCGUUGUCCGAGAGCCGCAUCGACACUCGCCUCAUUGUGCAGUUUGUCGACUCCCGCCCCUUGCAGAGCCCGGCCACGCAGGGUGGCAACGCCAAUGGUAACAACACUAGUUCAAGGGGCCGAGCAGGCGGGGCAGCAUCCAAGCGGUCGACUAAUCUCGAAGGCUCCGGUGCCCAGCUUUCGGUAGGCGCGAAGGAUGGGGACACUGCGAGCUCUUCCUUUGGGAUUUGCAACACCUUCGAUAGCUGGAUCGAGCGGUAUCAACGCGAGGGGGUAAUUACUAAUGUAGCCACUUCUGCUGCUGCUUCGCACGCAACCGGUGUGGUAUGUCUGCGGGAGGUCUUCGAGGGCGGUGGCGAGGACAGGAGUGCGUGGGUCACUCGGUGCGUACAGACGGUGCUGCCUACGAUUCAUGGUGUAGUGCAUGACAUGUCUCGGUACGCCGAGUGGCUCUCCAACAGAAGAGUGUACCACUACUCCGUCGCCAACUCCGAUCUGCUUCCUCAGCAUCAGCAACAACAACAACCAGAAGACAUGGCUGGCGGCAGCGAACUUCCCUUGAGUUUCACAGGGAAGCGGCGAUCGAAGGUCGCAUCACCUGUAUCCGCUCAGCCACAGCUGGCGAUGUCUGCAGCAGAUAGGGAAAACAGCCGAUCGCCCACAAGGGAUGCUGUGCUGAGUUCUCUACCCUCAAGCCGCAUGCGCCGUGAGAAGAUAGGUGAAGAAUUAGAAGAGGAGAAGGAAAGAAGAGGACAGGGUGGGGCGGAAUGGGCAUAUUAUUUACGUGAGUCUAAGGUGCGGGGCCAGUGGACGUGCGCAUCCGCUGUGCGUGCACUCGCGACACAAGUGACAGUGUCCUUGGCGCGGCGCCAACAGCCCAAACUGGUGCGCCCUGCCUUGGAGGACGGAGGACAGGCGGAGGGCACGCAGCAUCGACGCUCCACAAGAGUUGUGCCGGUUGACUCGGAAGUCAAGGAGAAGGACAUUGGUGCAUCCCUCUUACGGCAAUUGCGACAGUACGCCUCCAAGCGCACUAUCUUAACUACAUUAGACCCAAUCACCACUGUUGACGCUGCUGCUGCUGCUGCUGCUGCUGCUGCUGCUGCUGCUGCCGCUUCAGUGGCGGUGGCUUCAGAUAUGAAUGCCACCACAAGGAGUCGUGCGGGUGAGACGGCAUUGGCGUCUCCGAUGCCAGACGACCUCCGCGACCAGUUGGAUGCAACUACCAUAACAACACUGCUGCCGAUGGACCACACAAUGGAUCGCCCAACAUCACCGCCACACCCAGAGGAAGUGCAGUGGAUCACGCAGCAGUUCGUCAAGAAGGCCCUCGGUGCCUUUGCUCUUCCGCCAGCAGCAAUUGAUGCGGAUGCUGUCAGGGACGGCACUGGGUCACCGGUCACGUCGUUUGCCAGUGAGCACUUCCAGGCGGUGAUGAGGAUGCGCGAGCUGCUGGAGGAGCCGCUGAACGGCCACACCGUCGAAGAAGGUGAAGACGCGGCAGACAGCCAUGUGUUAGAACUCAUGGAGGCGGACUUUCGCUGCGCGGGUGGUGAGUCACCGAGCGGAUGGGUCGACGUGCGCGACGCUGCGAUGGCUUCGAUUGGGCUACAGCCUGUGGAGGAGAAGCUGCAGCGCUCGAUUGAACGCAGUUUGACACCGCGCGAGAGGACGCACAUUCUCCAGCUAGUCUUUCUGGAGUGGGCGGCCACUAAGGCGCGCAUGAAUGGCGCCCUCCCUCCCUCCGACGGCCCAUUUGCGGAGGGCAUUGAGCAACAACAGCAGCAGCAGCAGUUAGCAUCACCGACGAGUAUGGUUCCUUCGAAUGAGAGUAUUGGUCCCAUCUCGCGCACUAUGGAAGAGAGUGUGACCAAGGCAGUAGCUAUACAGCGUAUUUAUGAGUUCCAGUCUCGCUUUGGAGCCCACUUGUGUCGUCUGUUGCGUUGCACAAUGCCGGAACCAUUGGAGACGUUGGAGGGGAACUACACCGCCGUGUAUUCCACACAUGCUGAGAACGUGCAUCCGCCAAAGCGAGUGCGGGCGAUGAUGAUUGGCGGUGUGCCACUCCCGAAGCAACGGCACGUGCAGCGUCUCUGGUGUCAUCACAUAUCUGGUGUGCCGUCUCUUGACCAGUUCAAUGAACUCGUCGCCUCUGAAGACUCCAUUGCGUCGCUUCCUUCUCCACCGCCAACUACUGUAGCUUCUGGUGGUGGUGGUGGUGGUAUUUCUCGUACAGGGGGCGCUAUUGGUGAUGUAAUCCGUCGGCAACUGCUUACUCAGUUGCAGAAAUCAAGGCAGUUGUUGGCGCCAACUCCUGAGGAAGUAGUCAGGGUUAACAAUGUGUGGCGCGCUGAGGGGAAGGCACAGUCCGUGGUGGAGGGGCGCCACGCUCUGUACCCAUAUGAUGAUAGUGUUGUUGAAGUCGUUACAACAGAUCGAGGCCGUACGUGUCGAUACGUGAAGGCUAAUGAGCUGAGUUGCGCACUGCACUACAGUAUCCCGUCUCCUGACGCGAGUACAUCCGAGUCCCCAGUAGAGCGUGCCUCUUCGGCACAGGCCGCACGUAGACGGAUGCGAGAGGAGAGCAGUGCCUACUUUACCGCCUCGUUUGACGAUGGUGUUGUCUUAACCUGCACGCAACGGUGGCCGCCGUCUGUGGCUCCUACCCCUGUCGUGUCUGCUGGCAUUUCCAGCGAAAGGGAAAACGUUGCCAGAAAUAGCACCGUCUCUGUGAAGAGCACCGCCUCGCGUCGCGGCAAGACGUCGUCGAGGCUCGGCCAAGGCUCCGCUUCAGGUAAGCGGGGUGGAAGUUUCUCGCCGGGGUUCGGAGAAGAGAGUCAGACGAUUGGAAGGCGUAGCGCCCGUAAGCCGAGGGGUCGCGGCCGCGACGACGGCGAUGCCCUCUGCGGGCUCACAACAGCAGCACCCAUACGUCUUGAGCAGCCGCAGCGGCUGUUUCCUGUGGCGGAUGAUGGAUCCGUUCUCUUGUGGAACGCCACGGGAGAAGAUGUGAAGAGUAGCAGUACAAAUGUCGUCACUUCCAACGUCGGAAUGGUCUCCUUUGCAGGAACUGCACACGGCUUGCCGGCGCUGGCAAUCACAGUUGCUGCCAACGGGGUUACGGUGCACUGUGAGGAGCAGGAAUCGCUGCUCUGCAUCUCUCAGCACGGGCCCAGUAACUAUCCGGCGCCAGAGCUGCUGCGCUGUGUUCACGCGUGCAAAGUGGGCGCAACAUGGAAUCGAACAAUGGAAGUGGAGGUGCGUCGCGUGGUCAUGGAGGAAUCAGGUAUUGUGUGCCGUUACUUUCACUCCGGUGCCACACAGUUACUUUACCCGGAUGGUGUGGUGGUGACGCGGUACCCCUCACCCAUCCAUAAGAGCAGCAGCAGCAGCAUCUCUGGGAAUAGCCCUAAGAGCAAGAGGAAUUCUUUAUUCCAGAGUGAGACACUUGUUACGGCUGCAGGUGAGUGCUAUGUGCGUCAGGUGAAUAGAGGUGCUGUUGGAAACUUUCACCGUUUGCCGGAAAACACGAUUGCGACACGUGUGACCUACGACCGUGGCAAUCACUGCCGAAUAUUGUCUCGCGCGGAUGGUGUGGCGAUUGUUUAUUACUACAAGAAGGAGAGUGGCGGUAAAUCCGACGUUGACGUGUAUGGUGGCGGAAGUAAUGCUGUUGACGAUGACGGGGAUAUGGAAGCGGCAGAAACAGAAACAGCAACAAGAACUCCAGCGACGGAGUUUGGGGAGGGUGGGGCUCACACCGGCAGCCACCAGCUCCUUGCCCGCGUCACACUGCACACGGACGGCACAAGCAUCACCACCUUCUUCAGGAGCAUGGGAAGUGCGGCUUGCGUCAGCGUGUCUGCGCCUCUGCGCUUGCUCUUCGAGCAGUUGGAUGUUGUGGAGGCGGCGUGUGGAGCGGCCGUGCAGUACUGUGUGGAGGCGCCAUCGCUACCGCGUGUUUUCGUGUGCGUCCCAACAUGGGAUGACACAGAGCAGCGGGAACCGUCGCUUGGUGGGGCGGAUGCAUCUGAGGCCUCCGCCGCGCUGCCGCGCACCUACUCCGCGAGCAAGUGCAGCACAGCGCUUGCCCGUGAGACGCCCGUCUCGUCGAUUUCCGACGCCGCGACGCCGGUGCUUGGCGCGCUGGCUAAGGGAGAGGGUCCACCGCAGCGGCGCGUCUACGACCGCUUCUACGUUGUCUUCGGCGAUGGUACGGUGCUGCGGCGGCGCGUGGUGUACCGCGGCGCCGCCAUGCCGUUCCUCGAGACACUCUUCACGCGCACCACGGAGGCCUCGGUGCGCAUCAUCCACGAGGCCGGCCUCGCGGUGGUGGAGCCGGCGGAGGCGGUGCGCCGCAACGCAGAGUUGCUCUCGUCGCUGGCCAUCGGGGAAGGCUUCGCGAUGUUUGACCUCGCGCUGGGCGGCAUGCGGCUCGUCGACUACCAGCACCACGUGACGGAGGUGCGCGAUCUGUUCGCGCCGGGGCCAGUCUUCGCCCGCAUCACGCCCGCCACACUCGAGUCGCUGCUGCGGCAGCUCGUGCUGCCCACGUAUACCCCGCACACUGUUCCCAAGGCGCUGCAGGAGGCUAUGCGACAGGAGGAGCUGAAGGCAGAGGCUCAAAGUAGGCGCCAUCGCGCUAUUGGGGCGUGUCCGCCGUUAGUCGUCCGAUUGCGCGAACUGGCUGAGAGUUUUGUUAUCGCCCAUGAUCUUCUCCGUGUUGAUGUUCUUAAUUCGGCCAAACGACAAUGGAAGGGCAGUCGCUCUUUGAGGAGUGGGGGAAGCAUGUCGCCGAAUGCAAUGACAGCGGCGUCUUGGGGCGGCUCUACGGUGGUUGCGGAGAAGGGGCAGUCCGCUGCGCAGCGCACCAUAGCGACAUCACCCAGUGCUAUUGCAGAGACCAUGCCACCCAUGGGUGUUGCGCCGGUCUUCUUUUCUGAGCUUGAAAACGGCCUCGUGGUGCAGUACCUUCACCAGCGUGAUGUGGAGGAGUAUGUGCGCGCCAAGGAUGCCGAGAUGUUUCCAAUAUUCCUCUCGCAUAGCACCGCCGCAGGUGAGCCUGGUGUGCAGCAGCUGACAUUCUUUCGCGUGAAGGCAGCCACAGGGAUUAAUGAAGGAGCCUCGGCAGCAAGCCAACCGAGGCAAGUGUCCCUUACCAGUUUCCCAUCCCGCACGCUGUUGCGUGGCUCCUGUGGCAUGAGCCACGCAUCGAGCAGCGCGGCAAUGGCAGGCUCCUUUCUUGGUGGUGCUGUGAAGCGACAGGAGCAACUCGCGCUCUUCUCAGGGCGGCGGGCAUCGUUUCCCACGACGCGCUGGCUUCCGCCGUCCAUGCAGCCCCCACGCCGCUUUUUGGAGCCGCACUCCGCAAGACGUGGGGACGGUGAAAGCGGUGGCGUGACCGUUGUUGAUGGGCCUCUGCAGCACGGCGAUACCGCUGCGUCGCUGUCUUCAUAUGAGCGGCUUCGCGUGUUCCUGAAGUUCACGGAGAUGACGCCGGUGGCGCAGCAGGUGGUGCUACUAGGCGAGGCACAAUGGCAUAAGCAGCUGACGUCGCUGGUGUCGUACCACAAGUCCAUGAGCGCCAUGUCGCCGGAGAUGUCGUCCGCGGCGCUGGAGGAGCAACGACACCUGCGGGAGAAGCACCUUGUGGUCUCACGGUGA